GUCUCGGUACCCCCCUCCCCACCCCUUUCCCCUAAGCCAGUCUCUGAAAGAAACUUGGCGAAAUUUUUGUCUGUGAUGAAAGCAGUGUUUUGCCUGUCAGACUCUAAACCCUGAGUGGGCUUCAGAAUAUUUCAGUGAGAAACAUGGCUUUGACUACCAAAGAAUUGCAUUCCCUCCUGACCAUACUGAGUGAAGAAACUGUGGAACGUUUGACUUUAGAAGGUAUCACCCUACAACUUCAUCAAGCUGGGUAUGGAAAACAGGAUCAUUACAAAGUGGGAUGUGCACUUGUGCUUCUUCUCCAACAACCAGAUUUACUUCCCAGACCUGCUCAACGCCUAGCUGCUAUAGUUCUACUCUAUGACAUGUACAAAGGAGAACCAAUGGCUCUGAACCCAUUUACUACAGUUUUUGUCCAUCUCCUGCAUCCACCUGAUGAGAUGGGGAAAACAUCAAUGCGUAAAUUAGAAUAUGCUGGAGAAAUGCCCAGAAUCUCAGCUGUUGAGAAGAAUUUUAUUGCUCAGCUUGUUACUAGCACAUCCCGAGAGUUGUUAAAAAAGACUGCUACCCAAGUUUUGAUGAGCGAUCCCUCUUCAUACCAUAAUGUGGACAUUACAUCAGUGCAGCUUGCCCUUGCUGAGAGGCAAUCUGAACUACCUCAUACUGCUAGAGCUGGUGUGCCAAUAGUUCUUCCUGAUAGUGAAAGAAACUCUUUUUCCCCUCCAGAUCCUGCAGUGCCAAGAAAAACUGCAGAGUCUUUACUAACUGGAGAAAAACCGAUUGUGCAGCAGUUCUAUAAACCAGAAUCUUUACGAUUGGUGCCUCCAUUACAUAAGUGUGAAGACGAGAUGGCUUGGCUUAACAUGUCUGAGCCACACAAGCACAAGCCUGCAUAUGACGUCACUCUGUGCGUGUCCAAAAGUUCUGGUGUUGAAGCAAAGAGGCUUAUGGCUAAAGCAUUCAACAACCCUUUAACAACACAACAACAGCAAGAUCUUCUGGGGGAAUUGGAGGCUGAUCCCAGACUUGUAUAUCAUAUUGGUCUCACACCAAUUAAGCUUCCUCACUUGGUAGAAAACAACCCACUGAUAGCCAUAGAAGUUCUUUUAAAGUUAAUGCAGUCAACUCACAUAACAGAAUACUUCAGUGUCCUUGUUAACAUGGAAAUGUCACUUCACUCUAUGGAAGUAGUGAAUAGGUUGACGACCACUGUGGAACUUCCUACGGAAUUUGUCCAUUUAUAUAUAUCAAAUUGUAUAUCCACUUGUGAAACAAUUAAGGAUCGCUACAUGCAAAAUCGCCUUGUGCGGCUUGUGUGUGUAUUCCUCCAGUCACUAAUUCGAAAUAAGAUAAUAAAUGUACAGGAACUGUUCAUUGAAGUUCAGGCAUUCUGCAUUGAGUUCAGCCGUAUAAGAGAAGCUGCUGCUUUAUUCCGCCUGCUGAAGCAGUUGGAGUCAGGGGAGGCAGGUGUAACCAUGGCUAGUGGACCAAGCAAAGGGAAGUCAGAAUCAUAACCAGGGUGGUUUCAAAUUGAGCCCAAAACGGCUCAAUACUUUUAUUGACUUGCAGGUACAUUUGACUUAACUGCUUUCAAGAUUUAAUGUAAGUGGUGAAAGUAAUUUGUAAGAGAAAUUACAUUUCCAAUUAAAUGGUGAUCCUAGGAACACUCCUGUGUGCAGUAAGAUGGGAGAUGAUGUGUUUAUGAUUUCUAUAUGUUGUUUAGAGGAUCAUUACUUGACUGUUUUGUUCUGAAGUCCUAACUUAUUUAUCAAUGUAAUAUCUUCUAUUUUAAAAAAACAAAAACCAUUGAUAUUUCACAGUAUGACUUGUACCUGUAUCAGGAUUAAUGUUAAGUACUAAAUUACUUUGUGACAUUUGUGAACUUAUUGCUCUGAUUUGUUUUUUGUUUCAAUUGUUAAAUAAAUCAAACAGACAAAUUU
Messenger RNA from Thrips palmi, 1940 nucleotides. It is a transcript of the gene Not11, whose product is annotated as CCR4-NOT transcription complex subunit 11. Lineage: Eukaryota; Metazoa; Arthropoda; Insecta; Thysanoptera; Thripidae. Gene Ontology annotation, cellular component: CCR4-NOT complex. Bases 144 to 1514 code for a protein of 456 amino acids. The transcript is spliced from 10 exons. The record is from RefSeq and is a predicted model, not a curated record. Gene Ontology annotation, biological process: mRNA catabolic process; negative regulation of translation.